GCGGGGCCAUGGGAGCCGCGGGGCGCCCCGGGUCGGGCCCGAUGAGAAUGCCGCGCCGCCGGUAAGGCGGGCUCCGGCGUGCAGCCCCGCGGCGCAGGUGAGCCGGCCGCGCCAUGGUGGACUCCGUGGGCUUCGCCGAGGCGUGGAGGGCGCAGUUCCCGGACUCGGAGCCGCCGCGCAUGGAGCUGCGCUCGGUGGGUGACAUCGAGCAGGAGCUGGAGCGCUGCAAGGCCUCCAUUAGGCGCUUGGAGCAGGAGGUGAACCAGGAACGCUUCCGCAUGAUCUACCUGCAGACGCUGCUGGCCAAGGAGAAGAAGAGCUACGACCGGCAGCGCUGGGGCUUCCGCCGCGCCGCGCAGCCCCCGGACGGUGCCGCCGAGCCGCGAGCGGCCGCCCCACGCCCGCCGCCCGCUCCCGCCGAUGGCGCAGAGCCGGCGCCCGUCGAGGAGUCCGAGGCGCGGCCGGACGGAGAGGGGUCUCCGGGUAAGGCACGGCCGGCGUCCGCCCGCAGGCCAGCGGCUGCUGCCCCGGCGGACCGGGACGACCGAGGACCCCCCACCAGCGUGGCGGCGCUCAGAUCCAACUUCGAGAAGAUCCGCAAGGGACCUGCCCAGCCCGGCUCUGCCGACGCCGAGAAGCCCUUCUACGUGAACGUCGAGUUCCACCACGAGCGCGGCCUGGUGAAGGUCAACGACAAAGAGGUGUCCGACCGGAUCAGUUCUCUGGGCAGCCAGGCCAUGCAAAUGGAGCGCAAGAAGUCCCAGCAGAGCACCGGGCAGGGUCCCGGGGAAGCGCCCAGACCCCAUUAUCGCGGGCGCUCCUCGGAGAGCAGCUGCGCCCUCGACGGUGACUACGAGGAUGCAGAGUUGAACCCCCGCUUCCUGAAGGACAACCUAAUCAAUGCCAACGGCGGCAACAGGCCCCCUUGGCCGCCCCUGGAGUACCAACCCUACCAGAGCAUCUACGUCGGAGGUAUGAUGAUGGAAGGGGAGGGCAAGGGCCCGCUCCUGCGAAGCCAGAGCACUUCAGAGCAGGAGAAGCGCCUCACCUGGCCCCGCAGGUCCUACUCUCCCCGGAGUUUUGAGGACAGCGGAGGUGGUUACACCCCGGAUUGCAGCUCCAAUGAGAACCUCACCUCCAGCGAGGAGGACUUUUCCUCUGGCCAGUCCAGCCGCGUGUCCCCGAGCCCCACCACCUACCGUAUGUUCCGGGACAAGAGCCGCUCGCCCUCGCAGAAUUCGCAGCAGUCCUUUGACAGCAGCAGCCCCCCGACGCCACAGUGCCAGAAGCGGCACCGGCCGUGCCAGGUUGUGGUGUCUGAGGCUACCAUCGUUGGUGUCCGCAAGACCGGGCAGAUCUGGCCCAGUGAUGGGGACAGCACCUUCCAGGGGGAUGCAGAUUCCUCGUUUGGAACACCACCUGGGUAUGGCUGCGCCGCAGACCAGGCCGAGGAACAGCGCCGGCACCAGGAUGGGCUGCCCUACAUCGACGAUUCACCUUCUUCCUCUCCACACCUCAGCAGCAAAGGCAGGGGCAGCCGUGAUGCUCUGGCUUCGGGAGCCCUGGAGCCCACCAAAGGGAGUGAACUGGAUUUGGAAAAGGGCUUGGAGAUGAGAAAGUGGGUUCUGUCCGGAAUCCUGGCCAGCGAGGAGACGUACCUGAGCCAUCUGGAGGCGCUGCUGCUGCCCAUGAAGCCCCUGAAAGCCGCUGCCACCACCUCCCAGCCAGUGCUGACCAGCCAGCAGAUCGAGACCAUUUUCUUCAAAGUGCCUGAGCUCUAUGAGAUCCACAAGGAGUUCUAUGAUGGGCUGUUCCCCCGUGUGCAGCAGUGGAGCCACCAACAGCGUGUGGGUGACCUCUUCCAGAAGCUGGCCAGCCAGCUGGGUGUGUACCGAGCCUUUGUGGAUAACUACGGGGUGGCCAUGGAAACCGCAGAGAAAUGCUGUCAGGCCAACAGUCAGUUUGCAGAGAUAUCUGAGAACCUGAGAGCCAGGAGCAACAAGGAUGCCAAGGACUCCACCACCAAGAAUUCUUUGGAAAAUCUGCUCUACAAGCCUGUGGACCGGGUGACAAGGAGCACGUUAGUCCUUCACGACUUGCUAAAGCACACUCCAGCCAGCCAUCCCGACCAUUCCCUGCUGCAGGACGCCCUCCGCAUCUCACAGAACUUCCUGUCCAGCAUCAAUGAGGAGAUCACACCCCGUCGGCAGUCCAUGACGGUGAAAAAAGGAGAGCACCGGCAGCUGCUGAAGGACAGCUUCAUGGUGGAGCUGGUAGAGGGGGCCCGCAAGCUGCGCCACAUCUUCCUAUUCACCGACCUGCUCCUUUGCACCAAGCUGAAGAAGCAAAGUGGAGGCAAAACCCAGCAAUAUGACUGUAAAUGGUACAUUCCGCUCACGGACCUCAGCUUCCAGAUGGUGGAUGAAUUGGAGGCAGUACCCAACAUCCCUCUGGUGCCAGAUGAGGAACUGGAUGCCUUGAAGAUCAAAAUCUCCCAAAUCAAGAGUGACAUCCAACGAGAGAAGAGAGCAAACAAGGGCAGCAAGGUCAUGGAGAGGCUGAGAAAGAAGCUGUCAGAGCAAGAGUCGCUGCUGCUGUUAAUGUCCCCCCAGCAUGGCCUUCAGGUACACAGUCGCAAUGGCAAGAGUUACACAUUCCUGAUCUCCUCCGACUAUGAGCGAGCUGAGUGGAGAGAAAGCAUCCGGGAGCAGCAGAAGAAAUGUUUCAAGAGUUUCUCUCUGACGUCGGUGGAGCUGCAAAUGCUGACCAACUCAUGUGUAAAACUUCAGACUGUUCACCACAUUCCACUGACCAUCAACAAAGAGGAUGAUGAGUCUCCUGGGCUCUACGGCUUCCUGAAUGUCAUCGUCCACUCGGCCACCGGGUUUAAACAGAGUUCAAAUCUGUACUGCACCCUGGAGGUGGAUUCCUUUGGGUAUUUUGUGAAUAAAGCAAAGACUCGAGUCUACAGGGACACGACAGAGCCAAACUGGAAUGAGGAGUUUGAGAUAGAGCUGGAAGGCUCCCAGACCCUGCGGAUACUCUGCUAUGAAAAGUGUUACAACAAGAUGAAGAUCCCCAAGGAGGAUGGCGAGAGUGCAGACAAGCUCAUGGGGAAAGGUCAGCUCCAGCUGGACCCCCAAACCCUACAGGACAGAGAGUGGCAACGGACUGUCAUCGACAUGAAUGGGAUUGAAGUGAAACUCUCCGUCAAGUUCACGAGCAGGGAGUUCAGCUUGAAGAGAAUGCCUUCCCGCAAACAGACAGGGGUCUUCGGUGUCAAGAUCGCUGUGGUCACAAAGAGAGAGAGGUCCAAGGUACCUUACAUUGUGCGCCAGUGUGUGGAGGAGAUCGAGCGCCGGGGCAUGGAGGAGGUGGGCAUCUACCGAGUGUCUGGAGUGGCCACAGACAUCCAGGCACUGAAGGCGGCCUUUGACGUCAAUAACAAGGACGUGUCAGUGAUGAUGAGUGAGAUGGACGUGAAUGCCAUUGCUGGCACGCUGAAGCUCUACUUCCGCGAGCUGCCGGAACCCCUCUUCACUGAUGAGUUCUACCCUAACUUCGCAGAGGGCAUUGCUCUUUCAGACCCUGUUGCAAAGGAGAGCUGCAUGCUCAACUUACUGCUGUCCCUCCCAGAAGCCAACCUACUGACGUUCCUUUUCCUUCUGGACCACUUGAAAAGGGUGGCGGAAAAGGAGACGGUGAACAAGAUGUCCCUGCACAACCUCGCCACAGUCUUUGGUCCUACGCUGCUUCGACCCUCAGAGAAGGAAAGCAAGCUCCCUGCUAACCCCAGCCAGCCCAUCACCAUGACUGACAGCUGGUCCCUGGAGGUCAUGUCCCAGGUCCAAGUGUUGCUGUACUUCCUGCAGCUGGAGGCCAUCCCUGCCCCCGACAGCAAGAGACAGAGCGUCCUGUUUUCCACGGAAGUCUAAAGGCCUGGCGUCAGUCGUCUCAUUAAGAGGUCCACAGAAUGACCUGGAAACCUGUGGCAAGAGACUCCAUCCUCGGAGUGGGAAUGGGACCCUUCUUGUGGUGUAAUUUAACCAUUCCCAGGCUCUGGGCCAUCCGCCAAGAGACAAGUACCCAAAGCAAAAGGCCAAAGGGGCCUACACAAAUCAUCCGGGUGUGUCUGCAAGUCCCAGGCUGGCCCCAGACUGUACUCUUUCCUUGUUGCCACCGGAGGGCGCCCCAGGCCAGCCCAUCUGCCAGCCUGCAUACGAGGGAAAGGUGGCAGAGAGUGGUUUUUACGAGAAAUCUAAUUUAUCAGAGUUUAAAAAAAAAAAAAAAAUCUCUACUGGAUCAUUUGUUCCGAUGCACCCUCUCUGGGGAAUAGGGACACCACCAGAUCCCUCACUCUUGUGUCUUGAAUAAACACUGCUGCUGCUUCAUAUUGUGGGGGCCCCAGCCCUGUCCCUGGGUGGGUGGGGAUUGUCUUCACUGCCCCGACUUAGAAGUUCCGCUGUCUGUGUGACAAACGGGGUUUGAGAUGCUGAGUCAACGCGGUGGCGUCUUCACUCCUUGCUGCUUGCUCUGUCUUUCUCCAGGGGUGUCUGUGCAGAAGUAGGUCAGGCUCCUCCUGUCUGCUGAUACUCUUGUUUUAGCUGUUCGUGCACUUCCUCAGGAGGAUGCUCCAUCGCAGCCCAGAAGUGUCCAGGGACCAGACACGGGGUGGGGGGGAAGGAGGCCCCGGCCGGGCACCUUACCAUUCCUUCUGCAGGGAGAGUGGCCGUGCCCACUGAUCUUUACUGCCUGCCUGGCACCACGUCUCCCUUUUGGCUUACAAAGGCUGUGACUUCUCUGGCCUGGCUCUGACGGCUCUCUCGCUCUCUGUCCCCUGUCGUCCCACAUCCACAUCACAUCCUUUCCUCGCUCUCGACUGAGCAGACUUGGUUAACUUUUGUAGGAGUUUCUGCUCCGGAGCAGCAGCUUGCUCUAGCGGCUUGUUUUAAAACUUUGAUCCGAAAUAGCUUUUGAUACUUGAAUAUUUUUAAGUUUUAUACAUAGUUUCUAAUUUUUUUCCUAACGGAUUCAGACACCUAAUGAGAUACUAGAAUGUACACCGUGGACGGGCAGCGUCCCAAGCAGUUUUUUUGUCUUCCUUCAAGAACCAGCUUUCUUUUGGUUAGGAGUCAUUUCUGAUGUCCCUGGAACGUCAGAAACAUGGGAAGGAGGUUAGGCAAGUCAGGCCUGGGGGUGGGAGCAGAUGCCCCAAAGCAGCCUGAAAGCUAGCCCAUCUUCUGCCCUCGCACCCUACAUUCCUUGUACCUGGACGGGAGUCGGGAUCGUCUCUUCCUGACCACCCUCCGUAGUGAAAAGAGAAAGGGGAAGCCGCCACUUACCUUCAAGAAAGAAACCCAGAAAUCCAUGCAUUGUUUUUAAAAUGGUCUUGGAAUCCCACGCUUGGGAGGUUGAGGCAGAAUUGCCCUGAGUUCAAGACCAGCCUCGGCAGCAUAGAGCUGAUCAGGCGGCCAGCCAAGGCUCCAAUGCAGGGCUGUGGUACAAGGGGCUUGGAGUAGACGGGAGAGAAGAGACCAGUAGACUUGAAUGCUGUGCUGCUCCUGCAGAAAGGCAUGACUUGGGGGUGUAGAUUGCUUGUCACGGAGGACUCCCGCACCUGGUCACAUUGGCCACAGCCCCUCCCACGCCUGGAAGGUGGGUGUGUCCGCAAACAGCCUCUGCCAACCCCACAGCACAUGGGGAUUCCCGAGAGGCAGAGUCAUGUAUCCCCUACUGUCUGCUCUUGAACCUGCCCAAGGUGUUGGGCAGGAAACAACAGACCCUGCAGGGUCUCCUCUGUCUGCAUACAGUGUUUGUUUAGUUGGCUUUUUUUUUUUUUUUCUCAGCAGAGCCACCCUUUGGUCUGCCCUGGAGCGUUUCUGGACCCAGUGGGCUCCCCUAGUUUGACUGUCCCUCUCGGUCCCCCUCGGUGGCUCUGACCCUAGGAGGGGACACUGCUGAGGAAAGCCAACCCUAGCUGUCGUUUCUGCCCACUCUGUUGUCUCUUGAUUUGCAUCUGUCACCCUUGAACUGGAAAGCAAUAUAUCAACGUGCCAAUUUGCAUCCCCUUGCCCGGCUCCUCCCUCGGUUCACUUUAUUUAUAUAGGUGUUGUUUGAGGAUGGAAUGAUCACUCUUGUGUUGUGCUCAAAGUGUUCCUCCGCCAUCCAGCCACGGUGGCCGUGGCUGGGGCUGCCUCUGUUACCAUCUCACACCUUGCAGGCCUGUAGGCUGGCAAAGCCAAUGUGGGGCUGGAAAAUACACGGUGGUUCUCCCAGGAGUGGGAUAACCCAGCUUUCCCUCUGCAAAGAGAAUGAUGGCCCGGAGUCCAUCAUGGCUACCCCGCAAGCGUGGCUGCCAGACAAUAAAGGAAGAAGUGAUGCUUUCUUACCUUGGAACCUGGGUCCUGCCUGGGUAUAGCAGGCUUGGCGUCAUGGUGGUAACCUGGUCUCCCUGGUGGGUGGAUGGUCUCUUAGCUGCGAUCUUGCUUUUGAGCUCAGCUGUCUGUACUACUUCUGUGCCGGAAGGACCAUGGACACUCUUAUUAAAGUCUCCUGAGACUA
Peromyscus californicus insignis is the source of this 6561-nucleotide messenger RNA. It is a transcript of the gene Bcr, whose product is annotated as BCR activator of RhoGEF and GTPase. Gene Ontology annotation, biological process: positive regulation of GTPase activity; protein phosphorylation; intracellular signal transduction. NCBI's taxonomy places the organism in Eukaryota, Metazoa, Chordata, Mammalia, Rodentia, Cricetidae. Gene Ontology annotation, cellular component: membrane. Gene Ontology annotation, molecular function: GTPase activator activity; protein serine/threonine kinase activity; guanyl-nucleotide exchange factor activity. The record is from RefSeq and is a predicted model, not a curated record.